AUGGAAAAUGUCCAAGAUCUACGGGAUGAAGUCACAAGUGGGAUAGUAGAACAAACCACAAUGAGGACAAAGAUAAAUUUGCCAGAUGAAGCCAAGGAAGUCACCCAGCAGACCUUUAUACUAAAUUCUCAACAAAAAAACUCUUCAUUUUGUAUCACUCUUCUCAACUCAAAACCCAAUGCAAACCUUGAUAGCCUAGCCCAAUACACCAUUGACACAGCAAGAGCAAACAUCACCAACACAAUCACAUUAAUAAAAUCUUUGAUUGCAAGUGCCCAUGAUACCAAGGCAAAAGGCCAUUACAAGUCAUGUUUGGGACAUUUCAAGGAUGCCAUUGACAGUGCUGAAUACUCUCAGGAGUUGUUGAAGAAAAGAGACUACCUUGGUGUGAAUGUGGCAGCAUCUGCAAUAUUAACAGAUAGUGAAGACUGCAUUUCAGGAGAAUCACCAUCUGAUCCUCCAUAUAAUGAUUCUUCCAUGCUUACACAAUAUGCUGCAGUUGUCGAAGCUGUUGUUGACAUUCUUCUUGUCAUAGCAAACAAGUUACGAUCGUCACAAGAAGAAAUAUUAGAGUGA
Sphenostylis stenocarpa is the source of this 576-nucleotide messenger RNA. The record is from the annotation of a GenBank genome assembly. NCBI's taxonomy places the organism in Eukaryota, Viridiplantae, Streptophyta, Magnoliopsida, Fabales, Fabaceae.